Molecule: messenger RNA, 4137 nt
Organism: Erpetoichthys calabaricus (reedfish)
Lineage: Eukaryota; Metazoa; Chordata; Cladistia; Polypteriformes; Polypteridae
Gene: smpd5
Product: sphingomyelin phosphodiesterase 5
Exons: 8
Coding region: 432-2183 (583 amino acids)
Biological process (GO): sphingomyelin metabolic process
Cellular component (GO): cytoplasm; extracellular region
Molecular function (GO): sphingomyelin phosphodiesterase activity
Source: RefSeq, a predicted model, not a curated record
ACACCCACACUAAAAACCCGGCAGUAACUUGGUAUUGCAGCGUGCACGCGAGAUUCGGGAACGCGCACGUGCUGGCUGCUGUCUUCUUGAGGAAGCGAUUAAGCGUCGAAGUGUACCUCUGCAGGACGUCGGAUGAUUUAUUUUUCUGUGUGCUUUACAUUCCUAAACUGGCAUUCGGUGGCAGCGGUGAUGAGGAUACGUUUCAGUUUUUUUCUACGUAUUUACAACACAGAUCUUAUUUUAGCGGCUACACGUGAGAGUCUUAAAGCAGCUCAAAAAAACGAACAGCCGACAGGGUUUUGUUGGUUUUGAAAUUCAUCCAACCAGACAAGGAAAAGUAAUGAGGUGACUAUGAAGAGACGUGAAUUUCAUACAAGAGAAAGGUGUGAAAGGACAUUUUUUGGCUUUUCCUUAUUUGUCCUGAAUCAAGUAUGACAUUACGAGAAUCUGCAUUUGCCAAUGGCUUUCUUGCUGGUGUGCACUGCCUGGCUUGGGCACUUAUAUUCCCUUGUUACUGGUUCUUGGAUCGACUUAUUUCAGUGUGCAUUCCUACUACAAAGGAACGAAUGCAUCGUCGAGAGCAGGCAUGCUAUCUUGUACCUUUAAAAGUCAUUUUUGGUUCUCUUGUAUUUUCAUUUCUGUUUUUGCUCACCUCUCCGAUUGCAUUGAUUGGCUUUCUCUUAUGGGUGCCGCUACAAUUGAAAAGGCGACCCUUUGUCUAUUUCCACAAGUGUUCCACUUCUGAGGAUGAAAGUUUGAAAAAGAAAACAGAUGACCAGGCUAUACAGGCAAGCUUUGGGUUUUUAACAGCGAAUCUGUGUCUAUUGCCAGAUUGUUUAGCUCGAUUCAACAACCUGUCUGACACUCAGCGAAGGUCUUCUGUCAUUGGCCAAUAUAUUGUUCAAGGUGUUACAAGACCCAGGAUAAAGAUUUAUGUUGAUUCACCCAGCAGUGGUACCUUAAGUCAUGGGAGUAAGAAUAGUCUCCUUACACCUUCUCAUACCUCUGGGGGCUGUACAGACUCCCAGUCACCUGGUAGGCCUCCUUUGCCACCAGAUUCCCACGUAGCAAUUGAAGAUGACAACACAUGUUUAGUUUGUGAAAAUGAGAAUCCUUUAAAUACCGGCCCUGAAGAUGUCGCCAUUGCUGUAAGUGACAAUUUCAAAGAGCAGGAUCAUCGCACAGAUGAAGCCGAAACAGUGUCAGACAAGAACUCUAACCAGAACUCUAAUGUCUUUGGACGUUUUAGCCAUAAAUUAAAGGGUGGUGAUGUACCCUUUGAGAUCUCUGCUCAUUUCCCUGCAAGUGUGGAUUUUAUAUGCCUUCAAGAGGUCUUUGACAAAAGAGCAGCUAAAAAGCUCAAGGAACAUUUGAGUCCUGUAUUUAAUCAUGUGCUAUAUGAUGUGGGGAUCUAUGGUUUUCACUAUUGUUCUAGCUUCAAAUUCUUUAACAGUGGAAUUUUCUUUGCAAGUCGCCAUCCAAUAUUGGAUGCCACCUACCAUUGCUUCCCUAAUGGAAGGGGUGAAGAUGCCUUAGCUGCAAAGGGUCUGCUUUGUGUUAAGGUCCAACUGGAACAUAACUACAAAGAGAAAAAGCUAAUUGGUUAUUUUAACUGCACACAUCUUCAUGCUCCUGAAGCUGAUGGGCAUAUCCGUUGUGAACAAAUGGAUAUGCUGAGCAAAUGGAUCAAUGAGUUUCAAGCACGCACCUUGAGGACUAAUGAGAAUGUGGCGUUUGAUGUUCUCUGUGGGGACUUCAACUUUGACAACACUUCCCCUGAUGACAAAUCGGAACAAAAUCAUAAUCUCUUUGAUGACUACCGGGAUCCUUGCAGAAAAGGUCCAGGCCAAGAAAAGCCGCAAGUGAUAGGAACUCUACUGGAGCAGCCCAAACUAUACAAGGUAGACUCUCCAGAAGAACUGCAGAGAGUGCUAGAAGAUGAGAAUGACAGGAAAAUAUUCUUGUCACCUCCUGUUGGCUUGGAUGGCAGUCCCUGCCAUAACAUGAACCCUGAAGCUCAGUGGGUUGGGAGACGCCUUGAUUACAUUCUGUACAGAGAGAAGCAGUUUACAACUGAAGUUGAAGAGUUCACAUUCAUCACUCACCUCGCUGGACUGACUGACCAUCUUUCGGUGGGCAUGAGGCUAUUAGUAAACAUGAACACAAACACGGACAAUCCAUAAUGAGAUUCCACUAUGAUGCCCCCAAAAUAAUCAACAUGGACCACCCCCCCUCAAAGCUCAUAAAGAAUUUGGUCAUCUUCAAGAGUAAGAAGACAUUUGUUGAUUUGGUAGAUUUCCUGGAUGCCAGUGCUCCCAGUUGCUUAUGCCAUGUCUUCACAUUUAUUUCCUGUAAAAUGUUCCUCCUUCUUCCCUGUAGGUUUGUGAGUGACGCUAAGUAGCACUUUUUCUUUUUUUUUUUUUUGAACUGUGUAAUUAGAAGUUUUUGAAACCCUGCAUUUUAUUUAAAAUCCUGACUUGAAGCAGUUCCACAAUCUUAAAUGAGCCAGCCUGUGGGAAAGACAUUUUAAGAUGAGGACUGCACUAUCCUGUUAAAAUAUAAAGAGAAAUUCGGGUGCUAGACGUUUAUGUUCUAAGGAGGAAAAUUUGAGUCCUGAAUAAAACGGAUGUAACUGAUGACUCUUAAUGGAAGCCAUAAUAAUGGGUGAAACUCCUGUAUUUAAAUCCUAUUUCAAUAUUGUAUGGGUGGACAGAAGUGAAAACAGGCUUGUAUACAGUAUUGCUGCUUCAUCGGCAGGUAAAAUAGAAAUACUGGGGGUCUUUAAAUGUGUAAUCUUCUAACAUAUAAACGUAAAAAAGGCAGUAGUCCGUCGUCUUUCUUUCUUCCUCUCUAUGUAUGGUUGAUGUCCCUGCACCUCCUUGUCCUUCACAUCUUCUUUUCCUUUAUCCACCCACCUCUGCUUUGGCUGCCCUCAGUUUCUCUUCCAGUGCUCUUCUCUUUUGCCCACCUACUCCUCGUCUCUCCUCAUCACAUGGCCAUAUCACUUCAGCCUACUUUCCGGUACUUUCUUAGCUGUCUCUCCCACUUUUGUUGUAUCUCUGAUUGUCUCGUUUCUUUUUCUGUCUUUAUCGUAACUCCACACAUCACAAGGCAGUAGUCAAUAUUUGAUUAUUUUAGUACUUAUUUUUUUUUUUUGCUAUGCAAAGGAGGGGGAAUACGUAUUUGUGCACUCAAAAAACAACCACCACCCCUCAAAUUGUACCCGUGUGAUACAAGGGCAGUGAUUACGCCUAACCAAGCUCGGCUGAAAUGCUCAACACAGUUGAGAUUUACAAGACUGUGCCACGACGAACUGCCAAAACUACAGCAGAGUGAGGGUUCAGUACGUGCACAGCUAAUCAAGAGGGGUACAUGUUUAAAAUUUGGAGCAAAUGUCCUUGUAGCUAUACCUAGCUGUUGUAAUGACAUGUCGAUGGAGUGAUUAUCUAAAAUCUUGCAAAGUCGUCCAUCCAGUGUUGUAUUUAAAUUGCUUGACAAUUCCCAGCAUCUUUGGCUUUGCAUGAAUUGACUCUAUUGGAAGACUCUGUUUUAAUUUUAUCAUUCAUUUCUGUCCAAUUAAAAAAUAUAUAUAUACUUGGCGUAAAUGUAUUCUUUUCUUUGCCGGUGAUUUUUAUUUUGCAUUAUAAGUUUCUCAAAGUGCCAUAUGUGACAUGUACAAUUCACUUUGCAGAGAGAAGUGCUGUUAUUACACUUGGAGCCCCUGCAGGUAAGUAAGUCGCUCCAUUGUGCUGGAAGGUGCCAUUCUGCCUGCCCACAUGUUGGCUUUUAGUCGAGUGGGAGUGAAACGGGAAAUGGCUGAAGUUAAGCUUACUUGUUUUCUAGUUACUGUACAAUUAGAAAGCCUGUUGAGUGGUGAUCAGGAAAGAAGCAGUUAAAGGCUGGUCACUUUUCCCUUUUCUUUCUUUAAAGAUAGGAGCUCCUGCUGUCUGCUUACCUAAGAAAGCUGACCUCCAUUGUGAGGUUCACAGAAACUUUUAAAUCUGAAAGUUGCAUUUUUUGCAUUGUGACUUUAACUCUUCAGACGAGUUUUUAGAGAUUUGAAAUUGUCUGCAGUAUUUCCAAGCCGAAUUACAAUACAGUAUACUGUAUUGUAGAAGACAUUACUAUUUCAGUAUU